Messenger RNA from Haliotis rubra (blacklip abalone), 3035 nucleotides. RefSeq lists its product as uncharacterized. The record is from RefSeq and is a predicted model, not a curated record. The coding region runs from base 200 to 1828 and encodes 542 amino acids. The transcript is spliced from 3 exons. NCBI's taxonomy places the organism in Eukaryota, Metazoa, Mollusca, Gastropoda, Lepetellida, Haliotidae.
AAGCCUCUUCAAGGGAAAAAGUUCUGAUACGUUUCACGAAUAAUCGCAAAUGAUAAGCAAAAUAUCUGAAUAAUCACGCAAGGUGAGAUACUUGAGCUGAGGUGAGGUCAUUUGCGUUUCUCAGAUGCGGUCAACAUUUACUUAUUCUUUCUGAGAUUUCAGGUCCAGCAUCAUCUUUUCGAUAGAGACAACUUCACUAAUGGAUUUUUUAGGAACGCACCUUUGUCUUGAACAGUUCAAGGACUUGAUGAUCCUACUUGUGGGUAUACUGGUCCUUCACUAUGUGAACCUGUUGACCCCAGCACAGAAUCCAAGGUCGUCAAGGGUUCUGGAUACAGUCUUGACUGUCUGUUUGGUGGCGCCUUGCAUCUAUAUGUUUCCAUUUGAGAUGAUGAAACACCAUGCUCUGGUUCUCUGGGCUUUCGUUACCUGUGCAACCAGAGAAGGAACAAUUGUUAUGCUUGCCGUUGAAGCUCUUCUUCUGUUGUCACCAGUGUCUUCUUACUUGGGAUGGUAUAACAUCUGUAUCUGCCUACCGGGACUUUGGUCUUUUAUACGAUCAGUGGAUGUUCAUACCACAGAGUGUAGUCUUAUACCAGCGAAGGAAUCUGCAUUUAAUAAAGGUGGGGCGAAAACUGCAGAACCUGGAUAUUUUGCAGUGCAUGUCAGGGAUGAAAAGGUCAGGGCCACGAAAAGACACCAUGACAACGAAAAAAAGAGACGGUUUGUUGUUGAUAAUGUUACAAAGGGAGGUAACUCAAAUGGCUCUCAGAUAUCGACAGGAGACAACAAAGAUACCCCAUCUAGUUAUGUCGUUACUGGCGUCUCUGGUGGUAACGUCAAAGAAUCAAUCACAGCUGGUUACGUUGGACGUGAUAUCAAUUAUGAAAAGACCAUUCGAGAUAAUGUGGUGUCAGGGCCCAGUAACAUCGGCAACAGUGUUCAACAGGCAACCAAGGAAGGUGUGUCUGCGAGUGGGAGUACCCCUGAAAUAGACGUAGAUGAUCCUGGUGAAAACAAACUUGACUUAUCCAAGAGAAACGUGAUUACCAAUAACACGGUGAAGCAGGAGGACACGACGGUGACAAACUCCUCACUGGGGAAUGCACAAAUGAAAAAUGUGCAUAUCUCUGUAAACACUGAUUUUUCUCGGAUAGUCGAAAGAUGUCGCGAGGUCACUGAGACUGAUGGAGACUGUGAUGCCCAUGCAGGUACUGGAAUGCCAGAGAUCACAGAGGACAAUAGAAGAGACUCGAACAUGCGUGAAGCUGUUGAAAUACAAACUUUGUUGAAAGAUAUUAAAGGCGAGGCCAGUGAAACCAGUUCUGCUGUUACAACAACCAUGAAACGUAUAGAGAAUGAUAUAGAUCAAGUCAGAUCGACUGUUGCAGCCAUCAAACAAACAAGUACAAGUACAUCCAGACAAGUAGAGGAUGAUAUGGAUCACCUUAAGUCAAAGGUUACUGAGCUUACCGCAGAAGUCGAAAUACUAAAGAAGGCUAAUUGUGAGGCAGAGGAGGCAUGUUCUUCUCUAGUCACCAAUGUAGUUGCACGUACGACCAGACAAGUUGAAAAUGAAAUGGGUCAACUCCGUUCAAAGGUUGUUGACCUCACCAGAGUGAUUGAUACACUACGGAAGACAACCUGUGAGGUCCGUGAGGCUACUGUUACUGUAGCAACCACCAAACAAGAAGUGGCAAGUCUAUCCAGACAAGGUGAGGACCAAAUGGACACAUUCUAUUCAAAAGCUGCUGAACUCACCACAGCGAUCAAUGAACUAAAGAGACUCAGGUGCAAUUGCGGGCACGCACACUGGCAUUGUCACUGAUACAGAGGCUAAGGAGAAUUUUAAGAAAAUUGGUCGGACCCCUACAAUCCUUUUCUGCUGUUACACCAUAGUUCUUGAGACAACACGUGGCGCAAUGUCAACAAAGAAUAUAAGUAUUUAUUGCUCAACUUACAACUUGUAGGACAACUUGAACACAACUUCCAGCAGGGGACAUUGUGAUGCUGACACUUGGGCAGUAGAUGGGCUGGACUGACUGGUUACUUCAUCCCUUCAAGUCCUUCUCUGUAUUGUCCUUCUUCUGGUUUGUCCGCGCUCUUCUCGCUCUCUGCCAGACCUCCCCUGUUUUCCUGUCCUGUAUGCAACUAAGCAACUAACAAUCUCCAUCGGUCUACAUUUCUCACGGACAAAAUCUGCUUGGUUUGCCAUAUUUUGACAAGCUGGACAUAUACUCGACAAGGGUGUACAACAAUAGUGCUACACUGUGGGAGCUGGGGAUCGCCUUGUUCAACUGCCUGGCAUUUGUUUGUCAGUUAGUGACUUUCGGUACUUACGAUGAGGACAUUAUAUCAGAACUGUUGAGUUUAUUGUGUUGAUUUAUGGCCAAGGAAUGCUGUAUUUCAAGUUACAAUCUGCAAGUAAGUGAAGUUUUAGCUCAAUACACCAAUAACAUACGCAGCGGUUAAUUUCACUACGAGGGUGUCAAUUUCUAUCGACCAUUUCUGAGCAUGUCAUGAACCUGUCACCUUCGCGUAAAACGUCUUCGUUGGGCGUGGUACGUGAAGCACUGGCAACGUUGCAUUUCGAUACAACAAUAUUUCAAAAUAUUUCGACCGCGUCGUUGUUUUUUAGAAAGCAUAUUCAUCGUAUCAGGUGUGUACUUUCUUUUGUACGUCAGCUUACAUUAAGAGUUAGUGAGUGAGUGAGGAGACGACCCCAACGCCCCGCAUACAUUUAGAAUGUUUUACAAUUGUCAUUAAUUGACUAGGGCUGGGUACUCCAGAGAAUUUUCUUACUGCGAUAUAUUGCGAUACGAAAGCAUAUAUUGCGAUAUGUAUUGCAAUGUAUUGCAAGAAGUUACUUAUAAUCGAGUUAAUGCCUGAUUUAUAAAGCAAAAACACAACAAAUACAUUAUGCUUGAUUAAGGUUUAAUGAAAAAAACUAAUCAUGCCAAAAGAAAAUGUAAAUAAUAUUUGGCACAAAUGAAACAAGGAAAAUAAAAAAAUUAUAAAGCGAAAAUAUCCGCAGA